Pipra filicauda (Wire-tailed manakin) is the source of this 1536-nucleotide messenger RNA. It is a transcript of the gene CMTM7, whose product is annotated as CKLF like MARVEL transmembrane domain containing 7. Gene Ontology annotation, cellular component: membrane. NCBI's taxonomy places the organism in Eukaryota, Metazoa, Chordata, Aves, Passeriformes, Pipridae. The transcript is spliced from 5 exons. The record is from RefSeq and is a predicted model, not a curated record. The coding region runs from base 24 to 554 and encodes 176 amino acids.
CGAGAGCAGCUUGGGACGGAGCCAUGUCUCACGGGGCACGGGUGAUCCGCACCGGGGUGAGCAGCGGGGGCCCCGCGGCCCCGCCGGCCCUCACCGUCGCCUCCUCCUCGGCGGGCUCGGACGCGGAGCUCAUGGACGGCGCCUAUUUCCGCUCCUGCGCCGGCAUGCUGAAGGUGGCCCAGAUGAUCUCACUGCUGAUUGGAUUCAUCAGUGUAAAUAAUUCUCCAUGGACGGAUUACAGCGCAUACAGCUUCUUUCAGAUUGUCACCAUGUGCGAUUUGGUUAUGAUUUUGUUCUUCUACAUUACCCACAUCUUCAGGAUCUACAGGAAGCUCAAUUGCGUGAGCUGGCCACUUGCGGAGUUCCUUCAUUACUUAAUUGGUACAAUUCUGCUUCUCAUUGGAUCGAUUGUAGCAGCAGCCAAGAGUUACAAUGUGACCGGACUUGUGGCUGGAGCGACUUUCGGGUUCCUAGCUACAAUACUUUGUAUUUUAAGCAUGUGGUCGUCCUACAAGGUUUCGUGCAUCACGCAGUCAACAAAUGCAUCUGUGUGACUCCAUCAUCUGUGCAAGAUGUCUGCCUUACAAAAUAGGAUACCAAAGAGGAGCGUCCACUACCGAGGAGGGGGCAUGGGUGUUAUGUUACUAGCCUGGACAGCUGGUAGCUUUGGAAUAUCUACUUGAAUGCCUAUGCAAAACAAUGUUGUGAACCAAAGUAUUUUUGCUCCCCUCCCUUCUCCCCACCCAAAGAAGUUUAUAAUGGAGAACCUGCUUGUUCUGGAGAAAGACAACUUCUGUCUCACAAGCUGGGCUGUGGUCAUGUCCAGCUAUUUGCAAUAAGUGCAUUUAAAACUCAUUUGGACAGUCGUUGGGUUCUCCUUUCAGAGGGAUAGAAAAAUUGCUUCUGAUUUUCUCCAUCUGUUUACACAAGGGAAGUCCUACAAAUUCCUACCUGAUCCUUAACUUCCAAGGGUGAUUUGUUAAAGGAACUGUUAUAAACUAAUUUGUGCCUGGAUACACGGACCCAAGUCUUUGUUACCUCUUUCUAUCAGAACUAUGGACUUUUUCUAAUAUCAGCUCAGCCAGCAUAAAAAAUUAUGAACUGCAACUUGAAUACAUCACUGCAAACACUCCCUCCUAGCCCCAACAGUACAUGAUAAAAUCGAGGAUUUCCUCCAUGAAUUUUUACAGGAUAUUAGCAAUCAAAGAUUAUUCUUUAAAAACUUCCCCUUGCCAAAUACAGGAAAAUACGUACCCAAGAAUAUAAGUUUAAUGUUUUGUGGGAUCUUUUUUUUUCUUUUCACAGUAAGACCUGUUCUGUAGAAAAUUUCUGUGCAUUUCCCUUAAAUUAUUCUCUUUGGAACCUAACAGUGUUCAUGGAAAGCACACUGUGCUGCUUUCUCUUACAUGUGGUGUGUCCCUUCCUCUGCCUCAGCUGGAAUCCAUGAUCCUGGAGACUCUGCCCAGAGCCUGGACAGACAGAACAGUCCAGUUUUGUCCAACCUGGUAUGAUCAUGAAGUUCUAUGUAACUUCAAU